Messenger RNA from Lottia gigantea (owl limpet), 348 nucleotides. RefSeq lists its product as hypothetical. NCBI's taxonomy places the organism in Eukaryota, Metazoa, Mollusca, Gastropoda, Lottiidae. The transcript has a single exon. Bases 1 to 348 code for a protein of 115 amino acids. The record is from RefSeq and is a predicted model, not a curated record.
AUGGGAAAAAUUGUACUCUUGUUAAUGUUUGCAGCCUGCUUGGCACUGGUACUUGCACAAGACGAAGGCGACAAUGAUUCGCGUCCACAAAGACGAGGACGACCUGGUCGAGGUCCACGACCUGGUGGUGACGGACCUGGUGGUGACGGACCUGACGGACCUGGUGGUGACGGACCUGGUGGUGACCGACCGGAUGGUGACAGACCGGAUGGUGACAGACCUGGUGGUGACAGACCUGAUGGUGACCGACCGGGUGGUGACAGACCGGAUGGUGACCGACCGGAUGGUGAUAGACCUGGUGGCGACAGACCUGAUGGUCAGCGACCUGAUGGAGAUGGAGGAAACUAA